ACAUAAAAAAACGGUUUUUAAACGAUGCACUGCAGACUUAUUUCAAGGUAGAGGUUAAAGCAUGUUAGCGCCAGACUCCAUAGGGUUUCUUAUGAGCUGCGGAAUGAGAUUUGUGCGACUUUAAAGUGGAUCAGUGUUUUGUAAUGAAUGGGGUUUUUUUCCGCCUGUACGCCUGCCUAUUAUUAGCUACGAGGCCUUUCCAGUAAGUGGAGGUGGCUCCAUGACGGUCAGGGCUGCAGCUCUGCAAACAGGCUUCAGAUCAGCGCUUUUCCGGCAAUGCAACCGGACUCGUCGUAUCGCUGAUCCGGAGGACUCUUAACGGGAACAUCUGCGCUCGGCCGGCUAUUCUCAAGCCUCGCACACCUCGCCUUGAAGAUGAAGUUAAAUACGAGCCGCCGUCAGGUGCGAGCUGCAUCCGAUGGAGCCCGCAUGCUUCGUAUCUCGUUCGUCGACCAACUCGAUGCAGCACUUCCUUAUGUUGCGGUCCCCGUUGACAGAUACUGAUAUGGACUAUGAGAGGCCAAACGUUGAAACUAUCAAGUGUGUUGUGGUAGGAGACAAUGCGGUCGGAAAGACGCGCCUUAUCUGCGCCCGAGCCUGCAACGCCACCCUUACUCAGUACCAAUUACUCGCUACACAUGUGCCCACGGUCUGGGCAAUUGACCAAUACAGAGUAUGCCAAGAGGUAUUAGAGCGCUCCAGGGAUGUAGUAGACGAUGUCAGCGUGUCCCUUCGGCUCUGGGAUACUUUUGGAGACCAUCAUAAGGACCGGCGCUUUGCAUACGGCAGGUCUGAUGUUGUGGUACUAUGCUUCUCAAUCGCUAAUCCCAACUCUCUGUACCAUGUGAAGACCAUGUGGUACCCUGAGAUCAAGCACUUCUGCCCCCGUGCUCCUGUCAUCUUGGUAGGAUGUCAGCUGGACCUGCGCUAUGCAGACCUGGAAGCAGUGAACAGGGCAAGGAGGCCUCUAGCUAGACCUAUCAAAUCAAAUGAGAUUCUACCUCCUGAGAGAGGCCGAGAGGUGGCCAAAGAGUUGGGAGUGCCAUAUUAUGAAACCAGUGUUGUUGCUCAGUUUGGAGUCAAGGACGUCUUUGAUAAUGCUAUCCGAGCCGCACUCAUUUCCCGCCGCCACCUGCAGUUUUGGAAAUCUCACCUCAGAAAUGUUCAGCGGCCUCUCCUUCAGGCGCCCUUCCUGCCACCGAAGCCUCCCCCACCUAUUAUCACUGUGCCUCCUCCCCCAACCACCACAGAGGAGCAUCCAGUCGGCCUCCUGGAAGACCCACACUGUGCUGAUGUCAUCCUGGUCCUGCAGGAGCGACAGAAAAUCUUUGCGCACAAGAUAUACUUGGCGACAUCUUCUUCAAAGUUCUACGACCUCUUCAUCAUGGACACGCAACACGAGGAGACUGAAAGGCCCACUCGUGGUCCUCUCUCUGGCAGAGAGCUGCUGAUGCGUGCUGCUAGUUUUGAUGUUUGCGAGAGCAACGACGAUGGAGACAGGGCCAACCUGAGGGCCUGCACAAGUGACGGAACCUUAAAAGACUCUGAGGGGGCGCGUCGGGGUAGACUGCUCUCCUCGUGGAGCCGAGCCUUUGUCAGCAUCCAGGAGGAGCUGGUAGACGACCCUCUAACUUACAAUCCCAGGCCCAUGACUGUAGUGCACAUGGACCAGUCCAUGCAGCUUGGUCCUUUUCGGGCAGUGCUACGCUACCUGUAUACCGGACAGUUAGACGAGAAUGAGAAGGAGCUAAUGCACAUUGCACACAUUGCUGAGCUGCUGGAGGUCUUUGACCUGCGUAUGAUGGUGGCAAACAUACUUAACAACGAAGCCUUCAUGAACCAAGAAAUCACCAAAGCCUUCCAUGUACGGCGUACGAACCGAGUCAAAGAGUGCUUGGCCAAGGGCACAUUUUCUGAUGUAGUAUUCAAGCUAGAUGAUGGGACGAUCAUGGCGCACAAGCCUCUCCUCAUCUCUAGUUGUGACUGGAUGGCAGCUAUGUUUGGUGGGCCUUUUGUGGAGAGCUGCACUAAAGAGGUGCUGUUUCCCAACACAACUCGCAGCUGCAUGAGGGCCGUGCUAGAAUAUCUCUACACGGGGCGGUUUUGUUCUCGGCCUGACCUGGAUGCAAUGGAGCUUAUUGUUCUUGCCAAUCGCCUUUGCCUCCCGCACUUGGUUGCACUUACGGAGCUCUACACAGUGACAGUAUUCACGGAGGCAGCCAUGAUGGGGGCUGACAUUGAUGGAGAUGUGCUCGUGUACUUGGACAUGGCCCAGUUCCACGGUGCUCAGCAGCUCACUGGUUGGUGUCUUCACCACAUCUGCACUAACUACAACAGUGUGUGUCGCAAGUUUCCCAGAGACAUGAAGGCCAAGUCCACAGAGAACCAAGAAUACUUUGAGAAACAUCGCUGGCCACCUGUGUGGUACCUGAAAGAGGAUGACCACUACCAAAGAGCACGCAAGGAGCGUGACAAGGAGGACUACCUGUACCAGAGACGCCAGUGUAAACGCAAGUGGCUUUUCUGGAACCUUCCUUCAUCCCCUAAUUCGAACUCUCCAUCUUCUGGUUCAUCUGCUGUCAUCUGACCAAGUGGUAAGGGGAGGUCCACUCCAGAGUGGGUCAGUGUAGAUGCGAGCUGUAAAAGGUACUAUAGAAGACAGGUACUGCUGGCUAGGUACACCCCAAUUAUUCAGGCACACAGUUUCUUCUCCUGAUUGUUUGCCUCUGCAGUCAAACACCUCUCUAGGUUUACUUGUUCGGCUCAGUCUGUCGUUUAAAGUAAUGAGUUUUGCUCUUUAGAUUUUCAGCUUGGUAUACAUACGACUCAGAUCUCAGUGACUGGCUAACAAAUGGCACAGGCGCAAAUAUGAAGUCAUUUGGACCACCUGAGUUUUAAGUUGAAAAAAUACAACUCUGCUGGUACAGAACUUUCCACCUCUGGUCAUAAUUGUCAUCAGUCAACUUGAACUGAUAAUAACCAAGUGCUGCUUAUCAGCUGCAACAACCAGCAAUUAAACACAGAACUUAAGUCUCAGAGAUAUAACACUUUGCCCUUAAGUGUUUGUACAAUCUACUAAACCAUGUGUACAGUAUGAUCUCAACAACAGGAUGUAACAAUAGCAUGGCCUGCACACAAUUAGUUACUGGAGUCAUACAUUCUAACCAUAAAUACCACUUAUGCAUAAAUUAAAAAAAAAAUUCUGGCAACUUCUACUCCUGCUAAUUUUCUGUACAGUCAUUCUGUGUUUGAAUGUUUGUGUACAGCUUGCACAGCUAAAAGUGAUCGGACACACUCAGUAUUUAUAUAUUGUGAUCUUGUGAUUUGAGGCCUCUUGUCAAAAAAGGGCUUAAGUUUACAUGAAUGCAUUCAGUUUCCUGAGACACAGGAGAUCCCAAAUCAAGGAAAACAUCUGUAUUUUCUGUAAAAUGCCAGCAAAACCAAACUGGAUUGUUAAUAUUUUCCUAUGAGAUGCUUGAUGAGGCUUGUCACCACACGUUUCCCCCGACUCUAUGAUUCAGUUUUGCGUUUGAAUGAUUCUUCUUGACCACUGUCAUCUCGGAAAGCAACACAUAAUAUAUCUCGGAAUCAGCAGCAGUGCAUCCAGAUCUGAAGCGACCACAUGGACAUUGCCAUCCCUCUUGGACUGUAACGCAUCAACCACUGGUGGUAAUCUGGCCUUUAGAGAUCUGCUUUUGUUUCUCAGAGGGUGUCUCCUGACUGUCUGCAGUUGGCUAUGUAAGACUUUUACAUGAAGGAGACUUCCUUGUGCUUGGGUGAAGUCAUCAACACUCUUCUACACACCUCGGGCACUUUCUGGACUCUUCUCCACAGAGAGACACACAAGAACCUCCGGUGGAAGCAUCGUGGCAAAUGGCACUAGAGACAGUGUGGCGUCGUGACGCACUGCAUUUUCAAAAAGGACCUGGUGAGGGUGCUUAAACAAGACCUUUUAAAGGUUUCUAAGAGAGUUGUGAUGAGGUUUAGAUCAUUUUUGUUGAUUUGUUUUACAUACCUUACAGUAUAUGUUUAAGAUUGUCAUUAACUGUUGUAUUGAUUGUAGGACGGGCUGCAGCAUUAUUUGGAUUUGUAGACUUGGUGCUCAGUGAAGAUGGGAAGUAUUAUAAAUCAUAAAAAAAAUAAUAUCAGAUGAACUGCAAGUAACUUGCACCACUCUAAAUGUGCUGUUACCUAAUAUUGUGCACUGCAGGCAGUGAGCGGAUUCAUACAGUAUUACUGAGUAAUACAUAUGCUGAACGUAGACUUAACUUAUCUGACUUGUGUUUAGUUACUGUGCAGCUACAAACUGUUGUUGAAAAUACCUGAAUACUCAUUGUGCUGACCUCAAGUUACAUCUACUAUAUACUGUAGUAUACAUGCAAAUUACAGGCAGUUCAGAUAAACAGUUGACUAAUAGUAAUAAAAAAAAAAAAAAAAAAAGGAUUACAGCGCAAGGUAAAGUAGAGAUAUGCUCAUAUAAAUUACACUAUAAAGAUUCACGGUACAUCCAUACGACACGCUAUUGUUAUUAAGAGAGUACAUUCUAAUUGCAGCGUUUGCUUUUGCAGCUUAUAUCAAUCUUGUAUAUGACACCUUUCCACACUGUUCAUGACUAGAAAUGUAUUUUAGAGCCCAACAAAGAGCCUCAGAUUGAUGAAUUGGAUGAACUGAUUAAGAGACAAAAAACAAUUCUUACAUGUAUUAUUAACUCCUGACCUAAUAACUACACUGCAUAAAAAGGGCUCACCAAAAUAGUAAAAUAGUAAAAAGUGAUUUGUCAUCAUUUAAAAUGGAAGAUUUGGAUGAAUGGUGGUGCCGGUGCUCCAAGCAGUAGCUUUAAAUUAUUCUCAAUUACAAUUAAAUUGUCUGUUUGUAAUAAAAUACAGGAUCUGUCAUCGUACUUCAGCUUAACUGCUCAAAUCAUUUGGAAUACACAGUCAGACAUCGGGAGAUGGACAAGUCCAUCUCCAGAAACAGUGUUCUCUCUCUUCUAGAGAUGGCUUUAUCCUAAUUCUGAAGGCUUUACUUUACCACUGAGAUAAUGUCCAGUUCACACAAAUGCAGUGUAGUGUAACAGGGUAAGAACAAGAGGGUCGGAAUUGUCAUAACUUGCCUUGUGGUGUGACUGAUGAAGUUCAUAAACAUGCAUUUCAUUCCUCAGUGCAUCUUCCGCUGAUGUUUUGCAUCAGCAACACCUCAUGCCUUAAUGUACAGUGUACUGUGGUAUUGAAUGUAAAGUAGUGUUGCUGUGGUCACCAAUUUGUUUGCUAAAUCUUACGCUGCCAUGGUGCUCUCUAGGCUGUGUGCGUAUUUGUAAAUGUGCAUAAUCCACAACUUUGAUGUAAAGCAAGCAGUUGGUGUGUAAUUUGAGGAGUCCAGUGAGUGUCCUUUAGCUUGAACAUCGCUUGAGGUUAAUGUUUUAAAACCGAGUCACAGGAAAUAAUUAAACACUCUGACCAUCAAGGCCACACAAGAUACCACAACAUGCAGGGAUUUCAAAUUAGUUUCAUUAUUUUAAAGUUUCAUUUAUGCCAAUGAGCUCCAGACAGUGUAGACACUGGAAGUUAGACAGCUACUCAAACGUGAAUAUAUAUUGUGUGAUGACUUCUGCAAUUCAAAUAGCAAUCAAUACAAGCUAUUGCAUAGUUGAACAUAGACACUUUUUUGUACUAUGCAUAUUAAAAUGUCUGACUCUGAAACUUGCACUGCUUCGUAGCACCAGGUUCUAUUCAAAUUGCAUUAGAGGGUUCUGCAACAUCAUUAGAAAGUAGUAGAAAACAUCAGGUAAAAAAAAAAAUAAAUAAAAAAAAAAUAAAGAAAGAAAUUAAAUUAAAUUUAAAUAAAAAAAAAAAGAAAAAGAAAAGAUUAGAUCAUAAAUUACAAAGACCUUGUCAACAGGGCCCUUUUCCAUAUGUUUGGGUGCUAAUAUCACAGCUGCAGAGAAGCACAAACCAAAGGGAGCUUUAGCAGCACCAGGAAUAUAUUAUAUAUGCUGCACAAUCACUACUGCAUAGUUUAAGAGGCCUUGUUUAGAAAUGGUUGAAAAUUAAAUAGAUAAAGAAAAAACAAUAGUGAAAAAAAAAAAAAAAAAAAAAAAAAAACAGACAUAAAAAACACUUGAAUGUUUUCUCAGUGUUCAAUGCCUGGAUGACAUUUUCCUUAGUCACCAGGCAUUUUUUGUUCUCAAGAGCUGUUUUUAUGGUUUAGGAGCUGUAAGUCUGAAAUUCUGUAGCAUGUGUUCUUGAAAAUGUGUAAAUACCAUUUACUAAAUAAAAAAAAAGGAGCGACA
This is a messenger RNA of Mugil cephalus (flathead mullet), 6289 nucleotides long. Its product is annotated as rho-related BTB domain-containing protein 2-like. The coding region runs from base 419 to 2587 and encodes 722 amino acids. Gene Ontology annotation, biological process: small GTPase-mediated signal transduction. Lineage: Eukaryota; Metazoa; Chordata; Actinopteri; Mugiliformes; Mugilidae. The record is from RefSeq and is a predicted model, not a curated record. The transcript has 10 exons. Gene Ontology annotation, molecular function: protein binding; GTPase activity; GTP binding.